Molecule: messenger RNA, 666 nt
Organism: Cyprinus carpio (common carp)
Lineage: Eukaryota; Metazoa; Chordata; Actinopteri; Cypriniformes; Cyprinidae
Gene: dut
Product: deoxyuridine triphosphatase
Exons: 6
Coding region: 151-666 (171 amino acids)
Biological process (GO): dUMP biosynthetic process; dUTP catabolic process
Molecular function (GO): dUTP diphosphatase activity; magnesium ion binding
Source: RefSeq, a predicted model, not a curated record
AUUAAUUAUCAUAAGUAAUUAAUUUCACCUGAGUAUUUAACGCUGACGCCGUCGUGACGAGUUUUUCCCUCAGAAUGCGCCGUUUAACGUUCACAUGAUUCCGCUUCGUUCUGAAUCAACGGAACGGAUUCUCACACAAAUAAAUACGCGAUGGACGUUACAGAAGCGGUUUCUCCGCAGAAGAGAUGCAAGAGUGAUGCGGUGAGCGGACACGAAGAGGUAAAGGUGCUCAGAUUCGCCAAGCUGACAGAAAACGCCACGACACCGAGCCGAGGAUCGAACCGAGCCGCGGGAUUCGACCUGUACAGUGCGUAUGACUACAGCAUCGGGCCGAUGGACAAGGCUCUGGUCAAGACGGACAUCCAGAUAGCGGUUCCACACGGAUACUACGGCCGAGUCGCUCCUCGCUCGGGUCUCGCCGUGAAGCACUUCAUCGACGUUGGCGCUGGCGUGGUGGAUGAAGACUACAGAGGGAAUCUGGGAGUCGUGCUCUUUAACUUCAACAAGGAGCCGUUUGAAGUGAAGAAGGGCGAGCGCAUCGCUCAGCUGAUCUGUGAGAGAAUCUGUUACCCGGAGCUGCAAGAGUUACAGGUAGACGCUGGCGUCGUUAACAUGCUUCCCUCGUUAGUGGCGUCUGCUGUGUUAACAUCAUGUUUUCUGUCUUAA